This is a messenger RNA of Lithohypha guttulata, 1767 nucleotides long. RefSeq lists its product as uncharacterized. The coding region runs from base 1 to 1767 and encodes 588 amino acids. The record is from RefSeq and is a predicted model, not a curated record. The transcript has 6 exons. Lineage: Eukaryota; Fungi; Ascomycota; Eurotiomycetes; Chaetothyriales; Trichomeriaceae.
AUGCGGUUCUGGACUGCUGCAGCAUCAUAUGCACUCUUCGCUUUGGUCCAAGCGCAAGAUGACCCCUUCCCAUUGCCAUUGUGUAACGGCGUCGACAUCACAGAUGCAACGAUAGACUCGUUACAGGCAUGGAUGUCCCAGGGCAAGCUUACGAGCCAAGCACUGGUGAGAUGCUAUCUUGCACGAAUAGAACAAACCAACAGGUACCUUGCUUCCAUCAGUGAAGUGAACCCAGAUGCUCUAGAUAUUGCUGCUGCGAUGGACACGGAAAGAGCAACAACUGGCGCCAGAGGUCCUAUGCACGGCAUCCCGUUUGUGGUCAAGGACAACAUAUACACUGACGACAAGCACAACACUAGUGAAGGCACACUCGUGCUUCUGGGUGGCCGAUAUGCAUCUGAGGCUACGGUUGUGACCAAGAUGCGCGCCGCUGGUGGCGUUCUGCUUGGGCACAGCACCAUGUCUGAGGCAGCUGAUCAUCGUGCAUUGUCUCAAUAUGCCAGUGGAUACUCAAGCAGGACAGGACAGGGUAGGAAUCCAUUCAAUCUUACCCAGUCCACGGCUGGUAGCAGCAGCGGUUCUGUGAUCGCUGUGCGCAGUAACCAGGUCGCCGUAGCACUAGGAACUGAAACUCAUGGAUCUCUUGUGCAUCCAUCGUGUCAGCUAGGCUUGUACACAAUUAAGUCAACUCCAGGACUAAUGUCGCGCCACGGCGUCGUCACUGGCAGUUACUAUCACGACACACCUGGGCCACUGACACGAAGCAUGAAGGAUGUGGCUAUAAUGCUUGACAUCAUGAAAGGUAUUGAUAAAUACGACAACUUGACCUUCGAAGCAACAGGACGUUACCCUGCAGAUGGUUACACUUCUGCAGUGAGCCAGAAAGGCAGCCUCAAGGGCGUGAAGUUAGGGUUACCUUGGAAAGCAUACUGGGCUGCCAAUGGGCACGUGAACUCUCCUGGAAAUAGGGAACAGUUUAACGCCAGAAUUGCCGAGCUAGAAGCAGCAGGCGCUGAGAUAUACAAUAUCACGGAGACCAACCCCUUCGCCCUGGUCACCAACCCGUACGGCACAGGCAUGCCAAACGACACACUACCCGAGCGCAACCAUCUUAUUGCCUUCAGCACUUUGAUGUCAGUCGGUUAUGCCGAAUGGCUCCGCAACUGGACCUUCCCUGGAAGCGACGAACGCUAUGGUAUGAGUACGAUCGAGGAGAUGGCAGCAUGGAACGAUGCAAACAAUGCAACCACAGGAGCGUUAGGCAACGGCACAUGGUGGUGGAACAACGUCACUGGGCAAAGCUUCUACGAUAACGCUGUGGCCACGAACGGCACUCUGGGCCCCAGUUUCUGGGCAGCAUUUGGAUGGGGUAGGUUUACAGCUCGCCAGGCUAUUGACAAUGCACAUUCCUAUGUGCUAGAGAAUGGAACUGUCGUCGAGCUCGAUGGUCUCCUUGUCCCGAAUGGGCGAAAUGGCAACCAAGGAAAUGCCUGUGCAUCUGUGCCCGCGUAUGCAGGCUACCCGAUUGCGCAGGUACCGAUCGGCAUGGAUGGUUAUUCGGUGCCAUUUGGACUUUGUGUCUAUGGCAGACAGUACGGUGAGGCAAAGCUGGUUGAGGUCGCUUCUGCCAUGGAGGAUUUGUUCCAGUGGAACGCGCGACCACUGUGGUAUAACUACGAGACUGCCAAGGGGCCUUGGGAAGCUAUUUGGCCUGGUUAUACCUGCUCUAGGUCGAGUUUGUCACAGUACGGCUGUACGGUAGCUUGA